Molecule: messenger RNA, 4197 nt
Organism: Ceraceosorus guamensis
Lineage: Eukaryota; Fungi; Basidiomycota; Exobasidiomycetes; Ceraceosorales; Ceraceosoraceae
Exons: 6
Coding region: 202-3990 (1262 amino acids)
Biological process (GO): regulation of DNA-templated transcription; DNA-templated transcription
Molecular function (GO): DNA-binding transcription factor activity, RNA polymerase II-specific; DNA binding; zinc ion binding
Source: RefSeq, a predicted model, not a curated record
CCUCGAAGGACAUCAUCCAUCCCUCAUGCGAACGUCGGAAUAGGCCAGCUUCAAUCACCAAUUUGUAACUACGCUCGGUCGACAGCACCUUGCAUAGGCCGAUGCUCUAGCCUCCCGGAUUGCACGUUCGAUCUCCUACUCGUGACUGACUCGUCAAGGCAUUUCGACUGGUCUGUGCCCACUCAAACUUUUGAUGGCGACAUGUCCACAAACGGACCUCCUCCAGAGGCACCCGCCUCUUCCCGACCAAGUGGGGUCACCUCCGUUCCAAACGCGGAUACCAGCGUGAGCACUGCCAGGCCGAAUGGGGCUACGCAAACACCUAAAAGCGCCAAUCAGCAGUCCAUCAGGCCAGCGACCCCCACAAAUGGAACACAGGACUCUGCUGCGACAUCCAACAUAAGACCUCCGCCAGCGCGACCCUCAACUUCUUCGCAGCCUGUCAGACCAGUCUCUGCUGUGCAGCCCAUCCGCCAAGGACCCUCGCUGGCUCACGCGGGUCCUCGCCCGCCGUUGCACAACACCGCACCGCGACAUAGCACCGUAGGGAGCGCAUCGCCUUCUCGUCCAAGACCUCAACCUCCUCGACCAGCCUCACUCAGUGGUCCACCUGCCUCGUCUGCCUCCAUCGUGACGGAUACAACACCCAAGACAGCACCGAGAACCAUCUCGCAAGCCAGUCAAGCACCGCCAGCUCGUCCUCCUCCCGCAUCUGCGAAUACUGCGACAGCUCGGCCACCCUCUGCGGGCACUCACACGCCGGGCGUACUGCCAAAGGAAGCGAUGCGCCCCGAAACGCCUUCCAAGUCGUCGUUAUCUGCCUCAGCGACUGGUCUAACAUCUGUACCUGGCCCUUCCAGUCCAGCAAGCUCCGACUCCCCAGCUCCUCCUUCCCGUUCAGCCGGGCACAGUCGAAAGCCAGAGACGUACGCAGAUCGCGUUGCCAGCGCGGUGGGGGCCAAGAAGGAUCGCAAACGCAAGCGCGUCCAUUACUCUUGCGCUGAGUGUCAUAGACGCAAACACAAGUGCGAUCGGAACAUCCCUUGUCAGGCCUGCAUUGACAGAGGGCUGGCAGACACGUGUCGCCCUUUCGAGGAAGGUGACCAGCAUGGCGACAUGCGCGACCGAGUAGCUCGGCUGGAAGACUUGGUAGAGGGCUUGGCAAAGGCACAGACGGGGCUGGCGAAGGAACUGAGCGAAUUCCGAGCGAAUGGGACCAAGCCCACCGCGAGCAUCGUCAAUGCGAUAGCGCAGCAGGACGGGCCGCCUCCCGCCAAGAUACCCAAAGUGGAAAAGGAGCCUCCCGUGGAUCUCGUCUCCGAUGAUGAGCAACAAGAUCCUUUGGCAGCUGGGGCGAAUGGCAAAGCGGCACGCCGUGUGCGCCUGCGCCCCCCAGCUUCCUCUCGCGGCUUAGAGCGGGAGGAACUGCAAUCUCGGUCAGGAGGUGGCGGAGGGGGUGCUGACGGCAGCAGUGUGAAUGGAUCAGCAUACACUGGUGGUCUCGCAGCAAGCAACGGGGCUGCCCCCUCGAGCUCCAAUGAUGAGGAAACGGUAGGUGUAAAUGCUCUGGAAGGCGGCCUGACCCGCGAAGGAGACAGCUUCUAUGGUGCGCUAGCACUGCCCAGCGUCAGCAGGGGUGUCAUCGAGACUAGCAUUCGCGGCGAGCGUCUAGAGCUGGCAGCCAACGUACCCUUGCGCUCGGCCAGCGUCAAAGUCAGGAGGCUCAUCCAAGAAGGUGGCGCCCAUCCGGACAUUGUCAAUGAGCUGAUGCAGAAUCUGCCUCCGAGGCAUGAGAGCGAUCAGAUGCUGGGCUGGUACUUCAGGGAUAUCAACAACACUCGCCUACCUCUGCACGAACAAACGUUCAGGCAGAGCUACGAGGAGCUCAUGGAGUGGCAGUGGGGAAGCCUAAGAGAAGAGGAAGGGGACGAUGGAGCGAGACAUUUGCCUUUCCUGUCCUUCCUGUACGUCAUCCUGGCUAUCGCAAAACGAAAUCAGCCAGAGGAGCGAGGCAGUGAUGCAGAUGCCCGACAUGGCGCUUUAAAACUCUUUCACACCGCCCGCAGAACUAUGGCAGUGGCUUCGGCAGUACGUGCGGAUCACAUCGACGUUCUGCUGGCCGCCCUCUUUGGAUGCCGAUUUCUUAUCUGCCUGCGCAUGAGUGCCGAGAGUUGGAGUCUGCUCGGGAGCGCCAUCCGAGCUGCGCAAGCCAUCGGCUUGCAUCGAGAUGGCACAAAACUUGGUCUUGAUGCCGUGACCACGGAGCGCAGGCGUCGCCUAUGGGCGCUCAUCUACUACCUCGACAAGACAACAUCCAUGCUUCUGGGUCGACCUCAAGGCAUCAAUGAUCAAAAUUGCGACACUCUUGCGCCAUCCGACGUGGACAUUGACACGCUACCCCGAUACGGACCUGCGCCGACACCGGAAGCGUUCCCUCCACCGCCAGGCAUUACGCCACCUAGUCGCCCACCCGGUGUCUACGCUUUCGUCGCGAUCCGUCAUGAGCUCGCAAAACUGACCGGUCGCGUAGUAGAGCAUUUUCAGAACCUGUCCCGGCCUCGCAACUAUGCAGACGUGACUGCUAUCGACAGCGAUCUGCAGCGCUUUGUUGAUGCCCUGCCCCCAGCAUACCGCUGCGAGCCGCAGGGAGGCACCGAUCGAAGCUUUGAUGAAUUGUGCCCUUGGCUUCCAUUGCAUCGCUACUUGAUCAAUGUAGAGCAGCUCUACAUCAGAAUCACUUUGCAUCGUCCCUACCUCUUGCGCAGCGACAAAUAUGCCCGGUCCCGAUCGGUAGCCUUCGCCUCGGCAAAGGCCGAUCGCGACAUCCGCAAAGAGUACAAACGAGACGUCAAAUGGCCUAGAAAUCGCGCACGCGGCGCACACAUGGGUGGACUUUAUCGGCUGUUCAACGCUGCAUUGGUCGCGGGCAUACAGCUGCUUUUGGAGCCGAACUCUCCAGACGCGCCCGAGUUGCACGCAGCGUUGGACGAUUUCCUUGCUCUCAAAAGCAAUGAGCCUGCAGAUACCAGCCAGUGUACGAAACGAGAAGUCGCGAUCAUUCAGCUCUUCCAGGCGAAGAGCCGGGAUCCCAGCUUCUGCGCUGCGACUGCCACAGGUGCCGGAAGGAGCGUGCCCAACCCUCUAGCGGGUCCGAGCAGACCGAUCUCAGUUUCGCUUUCCCGCUCGACCUCCAAUACGGUCGGCGCAGCUGCGACUACGCUUGGCGGUGCUGGUCCUGGUCUGAUCAUACCGGUGGGAGGGCAGCUCACAAAGGGUCCCCCACCGCUCGCACCGUUGGCAGAAUGGCCGUCUGGUCAGUCGCCGCUGCAAAGGCACGGUAGGAUCGCUGGAACGGGCCAAAGCGCUGCCAGUCCUGCGCCGAGUGCUGGCACUCCGAUCACACCUGGCGGCACUCGACUCAGCGUCGCUGAGGCUCCUGGUGCAAGCAGCUUGAACAGCUUUGGACCCAGCUCGGCGGGCGGUCUUAGCGACGUGCUGGCGCAAGAGCUAUUUGAUCAGCUUGGCGCUGGUGUGCUGGACUCUUUUGGGCUGGAUCACUCGCCUUUCUCCUGGGACGACGGAGCCAGCAAUCGGAGCGCGAGUGGCAGCGUUCCAUCGGGUUCGAACGGGCCCGCUCAAAGCGCUGCCAAUGCGACCUCGAGCAACACUUCCAACGCAUACUCUGUGACGCCUUUGCCAGGCACUUCUGCAGCAAACGUCUUUGAUUUUUGGGGCACCUCUGGCACCCCAUCUGCGUCGGGCAUCGGCUAUGGUGGGAUCACGAGCUCCACAGCUGGAGCCAUCGGUUCGCCCCAGAUCGGCAACUCCUUUAGCGACCCCAGCGCACCUUCGUUCGCACCCGCUGGACCUUUUGGCAAUCCCAGCAUUGACGGAAGCGGCUUGGUGCCGUGGGGAGGCCUCAUCGAAGCUAUCGUUUCGGGACAGAAUACGGAUAUGCACCAGACUUCUAGGAAUGACGGCGCGCAGUAGACGCAUCGGUGACGAACAGCCAUGUAUUACAUACGUUUGGACCAGUGCAAGGAGAAUUGGAAUAGUAGCAGUGCUUCUAGAUGAAGGAGAUGCGCGCUCGAGGCACAUUUUUAGGCGAUGUACAGAUCCGCAGCCCAGAAGCCAGAGCAAAGAAUACGUCAUCAGCUGCCUAGUCUCUCCACGACUCUGCCGGCGUCAAGUCUGAUC